Morchella sextelata is the source of this 849-nucleotide messenger RNA. RefSeq lists its product as uncharacterized. The coding region runs from base 1 to 849 and encodes 282 amino acids. The record is from RefSeq and is a predicted model, not a curated record. The transcript is spliced from 3 exons. NCBI's taxonomy places the organism in Eukaryota, Fungi, Ascomycota, Pezizomycetes, Pezizales, Morchellaceae.
AUGGGCAAAACAAAGAUAUCUUGGGAUAAAAACAACUACUCCCUUCUCCGCCGCAUCCUUACCAAAAUACUUGAAAAUCCAGAUAUUCAUCUUUGUAUCUGGAGGCGCCCCAAUGAAACCCAACUUCCACUGAUGACGAAGACCAAAGCGAUAAUAAGACUUGUUGAGAUUGCUCUCCCUGGCUAUAUUCAGUGCGAUCAGUUCAUACCAGAGACAUAUGCCCACGCCGUUUCUACCAAGAUCGGGCGUCUAUAUAAGAUCUAUUUUAUACACCUAUACCCCGAAAUUAGAGACCAGCUCAUAGCAUCAAAUGAUUACAGGAUUACUCGGGAAAAGAAUUUCUGGGCACUCUUGGAACAGCUGGGCGGAGAAUCUCCGGGGAGGCAUGGGGCCGGCGUGGUGGACGUUAAACCGCCCAGGAGACCUGAGGGAAGGCUCUCCGGGAAGAAUAAAGUUAAGGCAGUGGUUGAUUUGACUGGGGUUGACGGUGAUGGUAACGGUGGGAGCUUAUCCAUUAAGACUGAGGCGUCUGAUUAUUCAACGCCUGCUAAACCUUCAGCCACUCUUGAACCAGGAGCGGGGGUACUAGUAACCCCGAACACAGUCCCACCCUCCAUCGAAGCGACUAGUUCGGUCGUGAACGAAGCCACUCCUAUGAGCGUUACCCCAAGGACCGAGGAGAACAAAAAACGCCCAGCUCUAGAUUCAGUCGAAGACUUAGAUGCCUUGCAAGAACGCAAGCUCCAGAAAGCUCGUGAGCAUGAGCUGGCGGUGCUCAAUGCAAAGAUCCGUCUCGUGGAGGCCGAGACCAAACUAGCCAAGAUCCGAGGGGAUUACCAAAAGAAAUGA